Molecule: messenger RNA, 12446 nt
Organism: Lineus longissimus
Lineage: Eukaryota; Metazoa; Nemertea; Pilidiophora; Heteronemertea; Lineidae
Product: menin-like
Exons: 6
Coding region: 1-2010 (669 amino acids)
Biological process (GO): negative regulation of cell cycle; regulation of transcription by RNA polymerase II; negative regulation of cell population proliferation
Cellular component (GO): chromatin; nucleus; histone methyltransferase complex
Molecular function (GO): chromatin binding; Y-form DNA binding; transcription cis-regulatory region binding
Source: RefSeq, a predicted model, not a curated record
AUGGCGGGUUUUCGAGAUCGCGAGCAACAGUAUUUUCCUCUUCAAGACAGCGAAGCUGUCAUCCGUUUAUUCAAAUACCAGCUCGAAAAUACCGAUGACCCUAACUUGGCACUGCUGUCAAUAAUCGUAGGAUGUAUCGAAAAUACGUUGACAGUCAAUCGCGCCUUCCCACAAGACGUUGACAGCUCGAAAAGUUUGGAACCGAUUUUCCCGGUCAUAGAAAUUGUGACAGUGGAGGCUCUUUACUCAAAAUUCGUGAGUCAAAUCAAAGGGGCGGUGGAUCUUACGCGUUACAAGAGUGGUUACGCAACAAGAGAGCUAGUGAAAAGGGUGUCUGAUGUUAUCUGGAGCAACUUAACGCGGAGUUAUUACAAGGACAAGGCCCAUUUACAGUCGCUUUACAGUUAUUUGACUGGUAACAAACUUGAUUGUUUUGGCGUAGCGUUCGGUGUAGUAGCAGCUUGCCAGGUGCUGGGGUUCAAUGACGUUCAUUUGGCGUUGUCAGAGGACCAUGCGUGGGUUAUCUUCGGCAAGAAUGGAGAGGAUACAGCUGAGGUCACAUGGCAUGGGAAAGGUAAUGAAGACAAGCGAGGACAGCCUGUCAGCUGUGGAGUUGACGAAAGACGAUGGUUAUACCUGAAUAGCUACCCCGUCAAAUGUACCCGCUACAUGGAGGUAGCAUCAAUGGUAUCUGGGAUCAACCCUUCAAUCAAUGCCAGUAUGGAUAGCGUCGAGAUGGCGAGUCUUCAGCAGGAACUACUGUGGCUACUCUAUGACAAGAAUCAUCUAAAACUGUAUCCAAUGGCCCUCGGCAACCUGGGCGACCUCGAAGAGAUUAUCGCUACACCCGGACGUCCUCCACCGGCCACGUUGUUCAAGGAGGCAGUGGAUACAGCCAAGGCAGUCUAUAGCAACCGGCACGUGUACCCGUACACGUACUUUGGGAGUUAUUUAUACAGGAAAGGCCUGUAUAGGGAUGCAUUGAAGUUUUGGGCGGAGGCAUCGUCAGUUAUUAGUGGUUAUAACUACAAUCGUGAGGAUGAAGAAAUCUACAAAGAAUUCCUCGAGAUUGCAAACGAACUCAUACCACAUGUUGUCAAACUCAUGUCAAACGAUGGGGUGCAGUUUAAGCCGUGCUUGGAGCGUGUGCCGUUUCUGCAAGAUCCCGAGUGCUACGCCCUUCUCUUGCGGUUCUAUGAUGGUAUAUGCGAGUGGGAGGAAGGCAGCUCGACGCCGGUGUUACAUAUUGGAUGGGCGAAGCAGUUUGCGUAUUCUCUAUCGAAGUUUGAUCCGAAGGUGCGGUCGCGUAUUGUGAUUGAGUGUGAAGGCGGGGUAGAGGAAGACAGUGAUAGCGAGACAGAGGAGGACGAACCGGUGCAAAAACUGACCAACGGUAAGAACGGUAAAAAGCACGGUCUCGACCAUACUGACGGUAACGGUCUGAAUGGCGGCGGGGACGACGAUCAUAUCAAUCCUACUAUACAGGAGUUAGAAUCCAAAGUGGGUACAGAAUCUCAGAACGAGGCAAGGAACCCAAACAUUGUCGCCCUGGCACAGGCGUGCGGGGAGUCGAUUCUCAAUCCAGAAUACUUGUUAGGUAGUGGCGAGCCUUUCACAUCGGUGCCAAAAACAGUGGCAGUCGAUAUAUCUGAGCUUCUGAGUUCAAAAGCCAAUGGGAGCCCGUUCCCUGGCAUGACAAUGGACUCUAUGCUGAAAGCUGACAGCCCGGCUGAUAUGGCACUAUGCCGCCAUUCCCUUGGACAAUCGGAUUUCGUCGAAAUUGACAUCAGCAAGUUGGAAAUUCAAAAAGUCGUGUUCAAGAGUCAGAAAAUGAAGGGUUUGCGGAAGCUGUUGACGUCGUCGGCCAAGUUCAACUCAAGUGCAAUCAAGCUGCAACUUACCGCGCAAAGCCAGGUCAGCGUCAAGCAUUCAAUCCACAGCAAGCGAAGCUCAGAAUCUUACGACUAUGCCGGUAUACGCAAACGCAUGCGCCGCGAGUCCAAAGACUGAUGAGAGGGGGCGCACCAUUUAGCAGACGGUGUCGUCUGGUGUCGUUUAUAAGGCAGCAGGUGUGUUGAGAUUUGUGAUACCCACGCAUGUUAUGGAGAGGGAAUUUAACCUUGGGGAGGCGGGGAAUGGAUGCCUUGAGAAUUGUUUCCUAGGUAUUCGGCGUGAUGGGGUUAUUCUUGUUGACGUUGGCACUACAUGGAGAGGGGCAAUGGGGAUGCAGGGUCUGUCGCUGUUCCUAAUAUUGUCAAGUUAUUCAUACUCUUUUAGUGAUAUUUAAUUCCGAUAUUUUCAAAAUUCAGAAGUUUUUUGUGUAGGGAUAUUAGUUUUGAAUUGAAUUAGACAGCACAUGAGUUAGCCUUGACACCCCCUUUACCUUGAUUGAAUUUUUUCCUCUUCUGUGGAAAGUUUUAGUCAUUCCAAAGAUAGUUUAGUACCCGAAAUACUCACCAGAUGAAAGGACGAAAUGAGUGAAUCACUCAUGCCUGCCAAUUUGGAACAAUGUGUUAUCCACUUUGUCUGUAGUUCAGAUGAAAAAGGAAGAAAGGUGAUGGUUCAAGAAAAGUUCAAAAAUGGUGGGCAUGACUCAUUAUGUGCUGUCAUCUAGUGAUUUGAUCAGGUACCAGGCUAUUCCAAACAUUACAUAGCUGUCUACUUGUACUCGCUCAUCUUUUGUUGACGGCGUUGGCCAUGCAUUUGUUUUCUACAGGUACAUACUUAUUGACAAUUCUGAUCUCAGACUUGGUGAAAAAAGCGGGAAGGUGUUUAAACUGAAUGACGUUGCUUUCAGUGUCGUGCUUGCAAAAUCAUAUCGCCUUUAGUUUGCUUCGUGGGCCCUUGUACCUGAGUGUCUAUACCAGGGUGAGUAAAAGAUCCCACAUCGGCGGACACUAGCCAAGAGUGAAGUCCAUACCUAUAGGGUUACGUCGCCGGUAAUGAGAUUACCCCAUAAAACAAAGGGUAUUUUCAUUUGUGUAAUCAUGUUUGUUAGAUAUUAUUAGGGCUAGUUUAGUUGGUCCCAACUUUUUAUAUCCAGAUACAUGUAUAGUAUCAUAGCUUUUUGAAGAACUUUUCAAAUGGCUACUUUUCAAAGCUGGGGGCUGCUACAACAGACGUGACCAGUGUAAUGACAUUUAGUUCUGAUCAGUAGGAUUACAUGUAGUUUUGACCAGUGUGGUUACAUGUAGUCCCGACCAGUAGGAUUACACGUAGUCUGCCCAGUAGGAUUACAUGUAGUCCUGACCAGUCUGAUUACAUAUAGUCCGGACCAGUAGGAUUACACGUAGUCUGACCAGUGAGAUUACAUGUAGUCCGGCCCAGUAGGAUUACAUGUAGUCUGUCCAGUAGGAUUACACAUAGUCUGCCCAGUAGGAUUACAUGUAGUCCUGUCCAGUCUGAUUACAUAUAGUCCGGACUAGGAGGAUUACAUGUAGUCUGCCCAGUGGGAUUACAUGUAGUUCUAUUUCAAGGACGGUAGCCAGCUUUUUUGUGUUCAGUCUUUAUCGGAAUGAAAAUUCAUCAUUACCAUUGUGUAUUUGUUUGCUGUCGAAUUGUUUGAUGUAUGUUUCAUAAGGACAAUCUUUUAAAGUGUCCUCGUGCUUGGUCCAGAUAUUCUAAAAAGUGAAGGGAAAUUUCUCUUUGUGUUUACUUAAUUCACUUUUAGGCGGUUUAUGAUUAUAAUUUUUCAUUUUGAUUUCUGAAUUUUUGCCAUAUUGCAUUUUACCUUGAAAUUCUAACAUGUCUAAUGCUGACCAUUAUUUGAGCUAAUUUAUCGAAAUUGUGUUUUAAUUUCUAUCACUGAUGAUCCUUUUAAAAGGGAAGUUCUUAAAGAACAAUUUGUACAUUUCUUAACACAUGAAUUUCGCUCUUUCUCAGUACCAGUGUUCAGUUACGUUAUUACGCAUAGUUUUAGCCCGCUUAAGAUAUCUUUGGCAACGUUUGAGAGGAUGCCAGUGUGGUGUUCAGUCGGUAAAUCAUCCUACCAGCAAUACUCCUUUGAGGCUUUUGAAUCAAAAAACUGUCGGCAGAGGUCAGAACAAAAUGUCCAGAUUUUGCAUCCAUUUACGCUUGAGCAUUGAUAAGUAAACUUAUAAGUAACCAGGGCAUACUUUCAUACGCUUACGUAACCAGGUAAAAAAAUUGGAAAUUUUUCUUUCAAACUUCUGCCAACCGGUGCUGUUUCAAAGUCCUCAUAGGAGUAAUGUGUUAGAUAAUCGUUACGUUUCUUAUUUGAUGUGCUUUUACGUUUUAUCAGAUUUCUGCAGUGAAAAUUGUGCUUUUGUACGGAUGAUGCAACAUGUCCUAAUCAAAAUCACCGAAUGUAACCGUUAGAAAAAUGUCAUAUGUCGAAAACAAUAGACAAAUCAUGUUCAAAUUAUAAAACGUUUAACAAUUAAUUGUAGUAUAUAGCCUUUAAUGGGGUACGCCAUUUGUAAUUACUGGUCACAGCUGUCUGGGAAAAUAGAAAUGCAGUUAUACACAAUGUCGUAGUGCAGUUAUUAUGCAAAUGAAUUUGCUGAAACUUGGUAUUUAUAGAAUUUAUAUAUCUCUGUCCACACCAAAGCAAUGCUGAAAUUUAUGUCCAUUAAGUAUAUAUAGCAAUUGGAAAAUUUCAAAUUCAAUAACAAAUUUUAAAUCUUUAAUGAAUGGCAUAGACCUUUAACAGAACAUAAGUUACCCGGUAUUAUACAUGAUGGAGAAGUAUUCUGUUGACGUGUUCAUUUGGGUUCUGCUUUUAAGAAAAUAGCAAAGGUUAACCCACUGGUAACGUGUUUCGAUCAAUAACGGCACGCUUGGUAACGGUAAAAAAACAGUUACUUUUAGAACACAAUCAAUGCAUAUUGUGUAUUGUUGACAGCAUACAUGCUUUUGUCGACAUAACAACAAGCUCCAUCGAUGCUCUGUUACCAUGUUAAUCAAAACUCUGACAUAUUGCAGCCGUCUGGGAGGGAAUGGGUGACAUAAUAUUGGCUAUGUUGAUUGAAAGCGGUGUUUUCUUCGUCAGAUAUUGGAGAUUGGAUGAAAUAAUCAAGGUGUAAUUCCACUUUCCGUUUCUUUAUGUUUAUCCUGCCUGAUUCUUAGUCUUUUAUACCACCUCGUACUUAACCAACAUCAGACUGAUGCAGUAGCAGAUGCAGAAAUUUGUCAAACAGGGGCCCUAACCAGAGUACCAAAUAUGAGAUUUGGAAAUGAGGGAUAAUAAAACUUAAAAGAGGUUCAACCCUAGGAGCUCCCGACCAUGACAACAGCUCACACACUACCCCAACAUCAGUAAAUCUCAUGAUUUGUUAAAUUUCCACUUCGUUAGCGUCCGCUAUCACUUAGCGGCUAUUUGACACCCAGGUCUGCUAGCGUUGACUUGCAUCACAAGAUCUCUUUAUACCCGGCAACAAGUGUACGUUCCUUGUUUAUUGAUUUCUUCACCAUGACGCGUUGCGCUAUCAGACCGCUCGGUAUUCGUUAUUUUCUGGAUGACUAAUCCUUAGAAGCCUCGUUAUUGUCUGGUCACGAUAGCUUGGGGUUGAAAAAAAGCUCCCAUUUUCAGUAAAAUGACUUUUUUCGAAAAAAGGUGUAUGGUAUAGCUUUUCUUUAACCAUGAUGUGUCAUAGCAGCAUGAAAUCAGUUUCUAUCGUGUGGGAGGCUGUCGAUACAAUAGCACGGUUAAAUUAAAUUAAAAAUUAAGGACGGCACUUGUUAGUCCCAAGGGUGUCCUUAAUAGAGAGGUUCUACUGUAGUUUGUUUCAAGAGCCCCCAAAUGAUGUGGCUAUUAAACAUUUACCGUGGACUUAAGUUCCACUGCAGCAGGUAGAACCCCAGAUCAUUACAGAGUUGUUGGCACUCGUGAGCCUGGUGCGUCUAGAUCACAGAUACAUUAUUUCUCUCCGACUGAUUCUUCGCUGACUUCCUGCAUCUGUCUGUGAAUUAGAAAUCUAAUUGUGAGUACUCUAUAUUGAUUUUUACGCAUCUCCUACGUAAAUAUAGAUGGAAAUUGGUGUGUUUUGAUUGCUCACAAUCUGUGUGCAAAUGAAUCGCUGUGUCAGCAGGUUGAUUGUUUUUAACCCUUUGCACUUCGGGGACAUUUUCAAGUGUGUUUCAGAUGUGAUGGUAUCCAAGUCACUCUAGCUGAAGGGAUUUCAGACAGAUGCGCGGGUGCACCAUUUUGAACCAAUGUUAAUAUAUCAAAUGAUGAACAAUCAAAAUCUUGUGAAAAAAAAUUUAAAAAGUAGUAUUUUUUUAGAAAGAAUUGAGAAACUUAGACAUGCUCGAAUUGUUCCAGACAUCAUUAUCUAUGAUUCAGUGGUUUAGUACAUUUGGCUGGUUUCUAUCUAUUUGUCAUGACCGACAGUGAUUCAGGAAGCUUCCACGUGAAUCAUCAGAUUUUCCACGAAAAACCCAAACAGUGUCAGACUUUCCUGGUUGUGUUAAAGGAAAAUGCCUUUGGUUGAAAAUUUGAAUUUGUAAUUGAAUUGGAAAAUUCCGAUUGCGUAAUACUUACUGAAUAAAAAGUUUUAAUUUGCCAUUGUGUAGACAGAUACAUACCAAGUUUGAGCAAAUUAGCAUGCAAGAUAACUGCCCUACAGCAUUGUGUACAACUGCAUUUCUAUUUUCCUGGAUCAAAAUUGAAUAUAAAUGGUGUGUCCCUUUGAUGAUUUCUAUGAAUGGUACAUGUACUUCAACAUCCUGGUGAAACCAGCAUUGUUCUAAAAUUACAUGUCAUUAUUAGAUAUAUAGAAUUCAAAUGUGGCUCUUCCUUUCCGGCUAGAUAUGGAUUAUUAAGUGCGAUGAUAAAGGUUAUCUCAUUUAGACUCGCGGUACAUUUUCAAAACAGCUUAACACUUACGCUGCUGCAGCCAUUUUUCGGCCAGCGCCUUUGGGUGUCCCGUGGAUCGCAUCCCCCCCCAAUGGACAUGCACUGUCAUACCCCCUCUGUAAUCACCCUACAAGUGACAUUGCCACCCGGAUCUCAGACCAUGUCACAUCUAUUUAUUCCACCAGUUGCCAUGGAAACCGUCUAAACUGACAAACACCUCAAUAAAAAAUAUCUUGUGGGCCCCUUGCACCAAAGCACUUCUCAUCUAGUCUGUAUUACUUCUAUUUUAUCAAAUUUGUUAUGUAUGGUUUCAUCUUUUUUUCUGACUUGUCAAGACAUGUUGCUUCUCUGUGUUAAAACAUCACAUUGACUACUCAGUUGUUUCAAGAAAAAUACAAAAUGCUAUAAGUCUAAACUUCGCAAUCUUUGAAAUGGUUUUGGUUUAAAGUCUCCUAAAAUAUUUUGAAAUGUGCAUUUUUAGAUAAAAUCUUAUUUAUAAUGCGUCGAACAUCAAAACAUCAAACUGGGACGAGAGAAAGGAUGAAUUUUUGCCACCUUUGUUGUUCCAGUUGUACCUAAUGGAUUAUUGCACCUUGUUUGGAGCAUUUGGCGCCUAUUCCUGACCUUUAAAGGUCAAACGAGUCAAAUCGUUUUUGAACAAGUGCGUUUGUAAGUUCUCCCCAGUUGUAAUACAUAGAUGACAAAGGUCUAACCACAGAUCGAUUCCGAGUGCUUUUGAUAAUGUGCUUUUGCAAAUGUGUUCAGCUGCAAAUAGAUUGUUUUGAAAAUUGCUUCAUGCGCAAAGGUACAAGAUUGCUUUCCGUUCAAAAUAUGUGAUCGAAAAUUAACCUACUUACACAUUUGGGGGAAAUUUUACACAUUGCAAAGCCUGUUUACACUUUGUUUGGGCUAUUUUACACUUUAACAGUGCUGCAGCAAAUUAUUUGCAUCUUGGCCACAGUAGACCGAUCUACCUUUAAUUACGUCAAAUUAUUUGUAUCUAAGCUACAGUAGGCCAUUCUAGCUUUAACUGUCUCCAAGAUAUGCGGUGCUCCCGCCCAUGUGCUUUAGUACAUUCCUGAUUCGAUGUAUAAAAUGUAAAUAACGUUAAUUAUUCACUUUCUUGGCUGCGUUGGGAUAAAUUUCGACUGUAUCUGUGUUAUGUUUGUCAUGUUUAGACUUGUUUCAUUCAAAAUGGAUCAAAUAGUCUUCAAAUUACAUUCUGACUAGGGUUAUGAGAAAAAGGCAAUUUUUGGUCAGUUUUUUUGCAACACCCUAUAAUCGUCAAUUUUUGAAGAGUGUAUGAUCAGGUUUGCCUGAAACAGACCGACUUAUGUGCUGUUAUGUAUAGCGUAAUAUUGGUGCAAAAGUUGUUACAUCAUUAUUUAUAACUGAGAUACGCCUCGCCUUGCUUCAACAGGGUCCGGGCGAAUAGCCUACAUAAGUCUUCUUAGCCCUAAUCCCAGACUCAUGAUAUAAAAUGUCCUCAAGGCUAUUUUUACUGGACUAUCAAUAGGUGUUUUGCUCACUGCAUCAAAAGAUAGACUCGUCUAGGGCAUUUCUGACUCGACAGAAAAAUAUGAGUGUGGGCUUCGAUGCGUACUGGCCUGGAUAUCUGAUUUGAGGUCUCAUCUCAUAGGACUGGACUUUCUAGUUUGUAAUGUUUGUCAGUUCUUAGAUAACAGGAUAACUCCCCUGUGUUUUCUCUGUUCCCCACUGUCUUGAAAAUAUGAAAAGUAAGGUAAAGUGAUACAAUUAUAGCUCGGGUACAAGUUUAGCCUCUGCAGUGUAGAAAACAGCUGGUCAGAUAGGCUUUGUGAUUGUACUGGGGCUAUUAUUCAUGAAAAGCCUAGGGGGAAGGGGAGUUCUUAGGCGUGUAACUGAUUUCUUCAGUUAUGAAAAGUGUCCGAUCCUAAACAUCAGGGAAGAAGGGUGGGGAGGGGGGGGGGGGCAAGGAUGAAACAGUACCUGUUGAAUAAAUGCCAAGUGUAUCUCAUUAUUGUAGAAAUGUAUAACCGUAAAUCAUGUGGUCAGUUCCUGUGUGUUGUCCUCUGCUGUGUACUAGACAUUUUCUCGAAUCCGGCCAUCUUGUUUCAAAUGUUACAUAUCAUGUGGAAAUCAAUGUCAAAAUACUGUAGUCUUCAUAUUGUAUCAUAAAUUACAUGAAGUGUAUUUCUUCUAUUGUGACGGGUGUUUAAACAAUGUUACACAAGUUAUCACGGUGCCCUGUGUAUGCAUGUAUCCGUAAACAUUAACAACUUACUUUCAAACUUAUAAAAUUGAAACUGCGUACAAUUUGUUUGUGUACCUGCCACCAGGUGGCAGCUGGUACAGGUUGAGGCCGUCAUUUCAUGGAACUACCAUUGUUAUAAUUGAUCACUGCCAUAUAUGCAAGAACUGGAGGGGCGUUGUCUUCUCGCAAAUUAUCAUUAUCAUAUUUAUCGAAAACGUAUUACUUCAAGUAUGUCGUUUUUUGAAUUUAUCCAUAUGGUGUGCUUAUUAUCAAACUAUGCUCUGUCCCAAGUCAUCUUUGGAGGAGGGCAGUCAUACUGGUGUUGUUGAUCCUUGCAUGUAUGAAGAUGCCCUAGGCCGUGCACCAAUUCCUAGAAGCGAUCAAGUCCAUUUCGAUUCCCUAAAUCCAGGUACAUGUAUUACUUCAAAGGGAAAGUCAAUUGGCCUUGUUCAGAGUGCAGAGGUUCUUGGGAUUAAUCACAAUCGGUGUAAUUUCAGUGUUGGGGAAAAAAUUUCGAUCAUCUUUUCCCGACACCACUGCCAUAAUACAGUUGUGGCUGGAUUAUGUGAAUUAUGGUCUUCGUCUGUUAGUGUUAAUGUUUUAUCAAAUGUUGUCUCUUAUGAAAUUGUCUGUACAGAAUUCAUGACCAUUUUUCGUUUUGAAGGUGGUUUCUUAUGGGAUCAAAACAGCUGUUUUAAAUCUGAUGUUUUAAAAUUUAAGUAAUGAAUUAAUGAUACACUUUUCAUUUUGGAUGCAAUUCAGAUGUCGAGAUGACAUAAUAUUUUGAGUAUAUGUAUAUGCCUCUAGCUGACGUUUUAGUUGGCAAGUCUGAUGAAAUCCAUAGCCAAAAUUUGGAAUUUGCACUAAUGAAACAGUUUCUCACAUUUUAUUCCUAAUGACAAAUUUUUCAACCUGACAAAAGUUUUAUGAGCAGUGUAAUUUCCCACACUGGUAAAUGAGGUGGUUGCACAAGCACAUUGAAUGGAAUGAUUUCGUUGUAAAUGAUAAGGAAUGAUUGCUCUUCCCCGAAUAGUGUUUCUAUGAAAUUUACUGUGUUGGCUGUUUCAUUUUUGUUCAUGUUGAGAUGGUUUGUGCUUUGAUGCAUGCUGCUAAUCCAAAUUCUUAGAAAAUCACAGAUGACCAUGUUAGAGGAUGGUCAUGUAUGGUUUCUUUCUUCUCUUGAACUGUAAAAGCUUUGACAGGAAGUGCUGCACUUUGAUAUUAAUCUCGCUUUUCACUGUAUAUAUUCGUAUAAUAUAAUGCCCUCAUCUAAACUGUUACACUAUGCGCAGUAGCAUUUGAGCAUUUGAGUCUUGACACAGCACCACUGGUCUGCCUAGUAAAAACACAGCUUGACUCGUCGUGUGUUAGUAUUGAAGUAGAAUGCAAUGGGCUACAGUUUAGUGCUAAUUGUGUUAGUGACAACUUCUGUGGGCCAUCGUCCUUUGAAACAUGUCAAAUAUAACACAUUGUAAUCACAAAGAGUUGUAAAAAUAUUCUUCUGCUUCCUGCUUCUAGCACUGUAUUUUCUGUUUCCUGCUUCUAGCACCAUUAUUUUCUGCUUCCUGCUUCUAGCACCAUAUAUUCCUCUAUAUAGCUCUUAACUUAAUACAGAAUUAGCCCGGUGAAACAACUGUAACCUCGUCUGAUGAAUGUCUUAACUGUGUUUGCAUAUACCAGGAAGUGUUGUUGGGGAUUUGUUCAGGUUUUUGUGUCGUCUGCCCACCGAGUGUUGGACUGUUAAUGGCAGUUAACCAAUCCGUCGCACAAUAUUGAAAAAAGAGUGAAAUCAAAUGAAAACGACAAUUGGGCAAUGGGGUUGAAAUGUCGGUACCGUUUGGUCUUUGAGCUUUGUAUCCAGCAUAGACAAGGACAGAUAUUUGUGAAAGUAUUGUCAGGAUGUCUUCGUAGACAAAAAGGGAAUCGCCUUCUCGUAUCUGGGUCCCUUAUGACAGGAAUUUGUAAACUGGGUUAUACGCAUCGGUGACGGUCCCCGCUCCGACGAUCUGCUUGAUAGAUGUAUGCAUUUGACCAUGUCUUUACUCGGGGUGGGACAGGUUCCACUACAAAUGCUGUGAUGCCCUAAUCAUAAGGAGUUUUGGGGGGGAAACAUGGUGCGGGGCUUAAGAAUUGUGUUUUGUGUGCUUACUUGACCGAGGAAGUUGAAAUGUACAAGGGUUGUGGGUUUGUUAAAAAAAAGCUGCUGGGUCGUAUAUGAGUUUUGCUCAAAGGAGUAAUCUCUAUUUUGAAUUUCCGGUCUUUGGUGGGGAACAUUUUUGUUGUCAAAAGUGAUAAAACGUAAAACUGAUGUGCUAAAAAACUUCUAAAAAGCUCAAACAUUUCAUGUAGGUGCUGGCAUGGAGAGGGAGGGUCUAGUUCUAUGAAGUGAUGGCACUCGUGUGAUGUAGAAUUUUAAAUUCUCAAACAUUUAAAAAGCUGGUGUAUGCAUUGCAGUCUUUUAACUUAUUGUUCAAACCGUGCGUAAGGUUCCUAAACAUACAUGACAAAUCUUUGUGUGCAUUUUAUAAAAUGUCGAGUUUUUAUUCCUUUCUGGCCAGUGUAUGUAUAUAAACCUGUAGACUGUACAGCUAGAAUUCUCUGUGUUGUAUAUUUGGUCCUUAUUUCAUGUUGAGUACAUACAUGUAUCGAAUUUUGCAUCUGUAUCCAUCAAAUUUGCACUACAAGGGGCCAAGUUGAUGUAUUUUCAAGAGUGGUGUAGUUACAAGAAAAGAACCGUUUAUUUCAGUACGGUUGUACACUGUAGCGGGCAGCGGUGCUUUUGCGUGGCAUUCAAACGUUUACAAAAGCAAUCCCGCUCUAUAUUGGAAAUGGCAAACUGCCAGCUUGCAACACAAGAUUUGCCAAACCAUUUGGUAGAAAGAGGAGUUGCAUCAACCUGAAAUUUUCAAUGUCGUAUAGUGCCGUGUGAAAAGGUUGAAGCUAAAAUGAUAUAAAAGGUGGUUUACCUGUUGUACAAUUUGUAAUGUUGAAAAAAUCUCACUAUUCAAUCUGAGUGGUUGGCAAAACUCAUUGUAUCAUUCCUUACAGUCCAAAUUACAACUGUCAUCCCGUAAAUCGCGUCAUUGAUGCACUCCCCAGCGCGUAGGUCGCAUGUAGGUCGCAUGUAGAUCACGCAUAAUUUUCGCAAAACAUAGAGAAAUAAGCAUGUCACUGGUGCGUCAUUGGCGCACAACUCGGGGCGUCACUGACGCAAGGACAGAUGUCAAUUGUGAUUUGGACUGUAGGUACAUAUCAUUUGUCUGUGUAUCGCUAGGCUAUUCGAUGGAAAACAAAAAUGUAGAAUAUAUAGGUUGAAUUAUGCCAUUCUUCUAACGGUUUGAUCUGUGGUCCAUGUACAGACCCUGUACAAAUAAAAAUACUAUUUUGAGGAGCGUA